GGCGAACCACUACUGAUUAGUGAACCUAAGGUUUCAUUUCCCGAUGUCAGACAAACUGCCUCACUGUGAAAUCAAUUUCCUUAAGUCCAUUAUCCUCAAGAGAUUUUAUAUCUCGUCACUAAAAUGGCCACGCCUCAGUACAAAGGACAGCUUACUUCCCGUAUCAAAGGUCAAACCACUUGUAUGUAUCACAAGGAUAGAAAACUGGACAUUUACUGUGAAGAAUGUCAAGAACUAGCUUGUACCAAAUUCCUGUCUACUGUACAUAAGAAACAUCCUUUGUGUGACCUUAGUGAAAUUACUCCAAAAAUGAAUCAAGAGAUUCAAAACUUCAUCGACAAAACCGAGAAUGUUGACCUUGUACAAAUUGACCAGUACAUCACUGCUACUGAUACACAUCUAAAGGACAAUACCAGCCACUUUGAAAAACUUUCCCAACAGUUGAAGAAACAAACGAAGAAAAUAAACCAAGAUCUUAACCAGCUUUCAGCUCAGACUCUGUCUCUCUAUCAACAAAUGGAGGAGGAUAACACCAAGCUACUACAAACCUACAAACAGGACCUGGAAAUGUAUAGCACACAGCUAAAACAACAAGUACAGGAAUGUAAGAAAGCACUUCAGGGCGGCUCUGACAUACAUAUCUACGACACAGGACGUGAUAUUCAAUCCCCUGUCACUCUCCACGUUAAACCUACCCUGGGUACUGCAAGCUUCAAUCCGAACCGAAAUCCUAAGGGUCACCUGGAACAAGCCUUGGGAAAAGUGGAUACGUCAAGUAAAGGUCGGGGUCAAACCUCUUUUCGAUCCGAUCAGUCAUGUUCUGGACAUGAACUACCCCCUACACAGAAGUCGUCAGAACGUACAGUUAGGAGACCAAGUACACAACAGAGUUCAAGAAAAAGAAAUGAAGUGAUCGAUCCAGUAUAUACCCUAUUGCCUCAGACAACGGUGUUGGGGGAGUGGGUGUCUCCAUAUUAUAUGACUUCUGUAUGUCCCACCACUGAUGGUCAGGUGUGGACUAGUGCCUUUUUCACUGGCACUAUAAAUCUCCUAGACAGGAAAGGGAACGUUAUACAGGAGGUUACACACAAUGCUGAUAUUACAGACAUAGGUAUGUCACCUACAACUAACACACUGUGGAUCUGUGACAAAAACAACAACAUCACAGAGCUCGGGUCAGGACGACUAGUAUUACGAUUCAGCACCAGAGAGAAACCACAGUGUAUCUGUAUUACAGCUAGUAAUCAUGUCAUUGUGGGGACGGACAAACACAUCUCAAAAUUUACCACAAAUGGUAAACUGGUACUUACUUCAUCAGCUUCAAGGACUGGGAAACCAUUAGUGUGUACACCAUACAGGGUCUCAGAGUGUCCUGUCACUCACAAUGUUGCAGUGGCUGACAGUGACAGUGAAGAUGAUGGUGGUAAAGGGAAACCACGUGUUAUUGUCAUGGACACAGAUUUCAAGGAAUUAUUUGAAUAUGAUGGUAAAGUCCCAGAUACAUAUCAGCCAACAUCACAGUCAGGAGGUCAACCAUUUAACCCCUGUGGUGCAGUGUAUGACACUGUGGGUAACCUCGUCAUCGGGGACUUUAACAAUAAGAGUGUCCUACUCAUCAGUGGGCGUUGUGAAUUCCUAAGGAUCAUAUAUACACAUGACUACUGUACCUAUGCUGUUGAAGUAGACAAGAAUGGUGUUCUAUGGGCAGCGUUUGGGGGUUACUAUGUCCAACGACUACAGUAUCUGCAUUAAUAUGUAACAGGACAAACUACAAUGUGUGUAUCUAGUAACCAUGACAACAAACACUGAUAUUUUGAUCGAAGUUGUCAUGAUACUCGAUAAACUUCAUAAAUAGAGGAUCUUACAUUCGUGUCCGUUUCAUAUUGAAUUUAU
This is a messenger RNA of Mizuhopecten yessoensis (Yesso scallop), 1893 nucleotides long. RefSeq lists its product as uncharacterized. Gene Ontology annotation, molecular function: zinc ion binding. The transcript has a single exon. Bases 124 to 1752 code for a protein of 542 amino acids. The record is from RefSeq and is a predicted model, not a curated record. NCBI's taxonomy places the organism in Eukaryota, Metazoa, Mollusca, Bivalvia, Pectinida, Pectinidae.